ACCGGCACCGGCACCGGCCCGGAGCGCAGGCGGCGGAGCGCGGGCGGCGGCGGCGGCAGAUCAGAAUGGUCUUGGCUCAGACUUUCACCAUCUCCCUACGGAAGUAAGUGCUGAAAGUUGCAUCUUGUGGACAGACUGGUCCUCGCUGCCCCACAAAGCCACCCUGGCCACCAGCCCACCUCAGUCCGCCACUGGACUCCACAUUCCCGUUCAUGGCAAUGCCCCAGAACUCCACCAGAGUAAAUGGCUUUUGUUUCACUCAGCCCCUCGACUUCUCCUGCCCGCGCCCCCAUCCCGGCGAGGCCGGCCGGGCGCUGGGUGCAGCGAGCGGGGGGGAUGGCUGCAGCACCCCCCUGAGCAAUGGCAUCACAUCCUCGGGGGCUCCCAGCCCCUCGGGCUCCUGCGCCCAGCCCCUCUGCACGGCCCAGGAGGAGACACCACUCGAGGAAGGGAUCAAAUACGUGUCUGCUGAUGGAGAGGAACUGGCCUGCGGCUGGGGGGGGUUCACCCCUGGCUGCUUGCAGCUCUGCAACACAUCCAAAGGCGUCUUGUUCUUCCUCUGCGUGGCCUCCUUCCUGCAGGGCAUGACCGUCAACGGCUUCAUCAACACCGUCAUCACCUCCAUCGAGCGCCGCUUCGACCUGCGCAGUUACCAGAGCGGGCUGAUCGCCAGCUCCUACGACAUCGCGGCCUGCGUCUGCCUGACCUUCGUCAGCUACUUCGGGGGGAACGGCCACAAGCCCCGCUGGCUGGGCUGGGGCGUGCUGGUCAUGGGCUUGGGCUCCCUGCUCUUCGCCCUGCCCCACUUCACCACGGGGCGCUACGAGGCGCGCUCGGCAGCCCAGCUGGGCGUCUGCGGGGGGAACCAGAGCCUGCCCUGCUCCCAGGCUGCCUCCAGCCUCUCUGGCUACAGGUUUGUCUUCAUGCUGGGGCAGUUCCUGCACGGCAUGGGAGCCACGCCGCUCUACACGCUCGGCGUCACCUACUUAGAUGAAAACGUCAAGACCAACUACUCGCCCGUGUACAUUGCUGUUUUCUACACUGCUGCAAUCCUUGGGCCUGCAGCGGGUUAUCUGGUAGGAGGAAUGUUUCUAAAUAUUUAUACUGAAAUUGGCAGAGAGACGGACAUGGCCCCCGAGAACACCCUGUGGGUGGGGGCCUGGUGGAUCGGCUUCCUGGGGGCCGGGGCCGCCUCCCUCCUCAUCUCCAUCCCCAUCCUGGGCUACCCCCAGCGCCUUCCAGGAUCCCAGCGCUACAUCGUCAUGAGGGUGUCAGAGGCUCAUCAGCUAAAGGAUGGGAGCCACAAGAAAGCCUCAGAUCCGGACUUUGGGAAAACGGUGAAAGAUCUGCCUCGGUCAGUGCUGCUACUUCUGAAGAACCCCACCUUCAUCUUCCUCUGCUUAGCAGGAGCAACUGAAGCCACCCUGAUUGCAGGGAUGUCCACGUUUGGACCCAAAUUCCUGGAGUCUCAGUUUAGUUUAAGUGCCUCUGAAGCUGCCACCUUUUUUGGUUAUCUGGUCGUGCCAGCUGGAGGGGGAGGCACAUUCCUGGGAGGAUUCCUCGUGAAUAAAUUUAAACUGCGCUGCUCAGGAAUCAUCAAGUUGUGUUUGUUUUGCACAGUGUCAAGUCUGCUGGCCAUAUUCAUUUUUUUUAUCCACUGCCCUAACAUGCCCAUGGCAGGAGUAACCCAGAUGUACGAUGGAAGUGCUUUGCCAGGUGGGCACCUCAACCUGACAGCAGCCUGCAAUGCCCAGUGUGGCUGUUUGCAGGACACCUACAGCCCUGUCUGUGGCACUGAUGGCAUCAUGUACUACUCCCCCUGCCAUGCUGGCUGCAGAAGUGUGUCUGUAAACCUCAGGAAUGGCAAGAAGGUCUACCAAGAGUGUAGCUGUGUUGACAAAGCCCUCCUGCCUGGCUCUGGCAAAGCAGAGGCAGGGAAAUGCACCUCCUCCUGUGCCAAAAAGCCUUUGCUCCUGUGCUUCAUGUUCGUGGUCAUCCUCUUCACCUUCCUGAGCAGCAUUCCUGCCCUGACUGCCACUCUCAGGUGUGUCUCUGACAGGCAAAGGUCCUUUGCACUCGGGAUCCAGUGGAUUGUGGUACGAACCUUAGGAGGCAUCCCUGGCCCCAUUGCCUUUGGCUCCAUGGUUGAUAAAUCCUGCCUGCUCUGGCAGGACCAGUGUGGCGAGCAGGGCUCCUGCUACGUUUACCAGAACUCGGCCAUGAGCCGAUACACCCUCGUCGCUGGACUGGCCUACAAGGUCCUCGGGACAACCUUCUUUAUAGUGGCCUGUUUACUCUACAAACCCCCACCUGCAGAGUCAGCUCCAGGCAGCUUGGAUGCAUCCGAAAAUGGCACCAGUGACCUCCAGGAGCACAAGCCUUCACUGCCAGCUGAAGAGGAUAUAUAGUGCUGUCCACAAGCAAGUGACUUUUUCAGCCUCAGAAAUACCAUGAGGAGAUGUUAUGCAGUAUCCCAAGGGGUUUUUAAAUCAACAGUAAUAUUUUAAAUUUUUAUUCUUUUUUUAGUUGAAGAUAAAUAAUUUAAGUAACCACUGGUGUGCUUUGCUAUUUUCUUAACAGCAGAAGCACAUUUAAAAUUGUGUGCUGGUGCCACGUGCAGUUAUUUAAUUUUAUUUAAAGAAAGGGCUACUGUAGCUUUAUUCUGUGUCUGUGACAAGCCAGGACCACGUUCUCCACUCGUGGAAGUAAUCACUGGUAACUCCAAUGGAGCAUGUGGGGUUUAAACCACCAGAGGAUCUGGGCUGACUCUAUUGAAUAUCUGAAUUGUAAAGCCAACUGUAGCAAAACUCCUGUUGGAUUUCCAAGCUGGGGAGGAGCACUGCUGUUCUGUAGUCUGCACUGCAAAGGGGUCAGCUGGCCCUUGAACUGCUGAAUGCAAAGCAGACAGACCUGGCAAUGUCCUCCUCCUUCCCAUGGCACACAGAAUCACUCUGUUCAGGAGCAGCUUCUCUCAUUAUGCAAGUUCCUAUUACUGGGAGAGGAGAUCGGAUUAGCAAAUCCAUCAGUACACUACAGGCAGCCAUUCCCAGAGCUGCCAAGCACUGUACACUCACUGCCUCACUCAUUGCAGGGUUUACACCGUGGUGACACUUCUGGUUUUUUAUUUGUGUUGUUUAAAAGCGACGCCUUUUGUAAUGUACUGAGCAAAACUUGAACUUCUUGCUGUUUGCUGGGCGUGGGAAGAUGGGAGAUACAGAUCUAUGCAAUGUUUACCUUGGGUUGUUCUGUAAAGACAGUGGGUUUGGGUGAACAGAAAGGUUGGAGUGAAUUUAGUUUGUCUCUAGACCAGUAUCCUGAGGGAUGGGUCUGCCUUGUGGGAGGGGGAUGCUGGCUUGUAGCUGCUUGCAAGGAGAGAGGGCAGCGUUCCCAAAACGACCUUUGAAUGUGCUCUUGCAAUAUUGAUCAGACCCUUUCUGAGGGGCAGAAGUGGAAUUGGGGCCUGUGUGGGUUUGAUUUCCCUCUCAGUGCAGAUGAGGCUAGGCUAGUGCUUGGUGUGCCAGUGUUUGCACAGCCUCGUGGUCCAGGUGCGUGCCCAGGGGAGGCAGAGCGAGCCCCUGGACCCUGCCUGGUGUUCCAUGUUCACAGGACAGGACCUGCACCACUGGCACUUCCUUCGUGCCAGCUCCAACUCACAAUUUCUUUGUAGGUGUUUUUGUAUAUUCUGUGUAUUUAUGCUUUCACAAAUGGAUGCAGGAUGGGCAUUUGCUUCCUUCAUUAGCAAAGGACUGACUCUCGGAGUGUUCCUGUUGCCCACAGGGAUGGUGCUGCUGGGAGUGUAGUUGAUAUUCAGGUCAGUGGAGGAAAGCAGCUUCUUCCAUUCACAGAUCCCCUUCCACCAAAGCCUGAGGGUGACCUCCCUGCUCCCAAAGCCCUUUUUUCCCAGCCCCUCUCGAGUGCUGGGACAGACUCUGCACCCCCUGCCCCAUCCCUGGAAAUGCUCAGUGCCAGCUUGGGUGGGGUUUUGAGCAAACCUGUCUAGCUGAAGAUGUCUCUGUCCACAGCAGGGGAUUGAAACAAAAUGAUCUUUAACCCAAACCAUUCUAUGAUUUUGUUUUUAUCUCUAGUAACUGCUGGAAAAACUGAAAGUGAUCAGGGCAAGGUGGAUGGUGGCUUUUGGCUGUUGUAGAAGGACAGCUGGUGCAGCUUUGAUGUGGCACAGGAGUGUGCAGGAGAGCCCUGUUUUUCUAGGUUGGCAGGAUUAGACCCACUGAUGCAGGAUUUAACCCCAACACUGCCCCAACACCUUCACCUGGGUUUGGAGCCACCUGCAAACAUGAGCCUGUCUCCAGGCCUUGGCCUUCCCAGCUUAGACACUUGGGGUACAAGCAGGGAUCUUAGAUGGGGGAAUGCAUGAAUGUAUUUUGGGAGCUUAUUUUAUCUAUGAUGUAUUUAUGAAAGUUUUAAGUUUUUCUUUAUAUAUAUAUAUAUAUAUAUAUAUAUAUAUAUAUAUGUAUGUAUGUAUGUAUGGGUAUAUAUAUAUAUAUAUGUGUGUGUAUAUAUAUAUAUAUCCAUAUAUAUAUAUAUAUAUAUGGAUAUUGCAAUGCAAUUUAAGUGUUUAUAAAAUGAGCUUUACCUGAGUGUGUUGUUUCCAGAGCUAAACAAAAGCUCCUGGGAUUCUGGGCAUUUAUUAUGUUACUGUGGGACUGGUAAUUCAAGGAUUUUAGUAAGCAGCAGCAUGGCAUUCCUGGUCCAUAACCAGGCUGUUUAGGUGUACAGGUCAUUUAAAAUAUUUGGAAGUAUGUUUCCCAGUCUGAUAUGAAGUAUUAUAUUGCCAUAAAAGCAUAGAAAUAUAACCACUCUUUCACA
Taeniopygia guttata (zebra finch) is the source of this 4827-nucleotide messenger RNA. The record is from RefSeq and is a predicted model, not a curated record. Lineage: Eukaryota; Metazoa; Chordata; Aves; Passeriformes; Estrildidae.